AUGCUUUUCUUCUUGAUCACUUGCUCCUUUUCCUUCAUUUUCUUCUACAAGUCCCUUGUCUUUAAGCCACUCCCACCUUGGGCUUGUGAGAUGAGAAUGCUUUCUCUCUGGUUCUUGAAAGACUUCUCGUUUUUCGCUGUCACCAAGUCGUUGCGGAACACCGUCUUAAGCGUUGUUUUCUCACUUUUUGCUUCACUAACGUUAUCUGAGAAAGCGGCCCUUUGUUCUCGAAUCAAGAGUUUAGAGAAAACGCCCGAGAUGUCCGUAUUGGAUUUGCCGGACCUCGUUUUAGAAACGAUUCUCGAGAAGCUUCCGCCCGAGGGGCUAUGCAAAAUGGCAUGCGUGUGUACCUCUUUUAGGGAUUGGUGUAUGAGUGAUCACUUGUGGGAAAAGCACGUAAAGAACAAGUGGGCUCGAGUUGUCGGACCUGCUGCAUAUAAAGAAUGGCAGUGGCAAAUUGCUUCGGGUAAAGGUUCAGCCUUUUCCGGUCAACACAAGAACAGGGGUCUAAUGGGUUAUCUCAACCACCUGUGGCCAGUUGUAUUGAUUAGGUCUAGUUUAAGGGGUAACAUUAACAAGAAGAUGAGUUUUUGCCCGACGGUCUCCACUUCUAUAAUGCCGUGGUAUUUUGCUCUCGAGUCUGGCAAGUUUUGGUUCCCAGCUCAAGUCUAUAACCGUGAGAAUGGUCAUGUUGGAUUUAUGUUGUCGUGCUAUGAUGCUGAGCUUUGCUAUGAUGUUAAGACAAAUACUUUCCAGGCCAGAUAUCCGCCACAUGGACGACGGCCAAGUGCAAUGGAGAUCGGUGUAACGUGGGAUAGACUUAGAGCUUCCCCUGUUGUUACAUCUCCGCAUGAUCUUCACAUAUCUGAUUGCUUAAAUGAGUUGAGACCUGGCGAUCACAUUGAAAUCCAAUGGAGAAGAAACAAGGAAUUUCCAUAUGGUUGGUGGUAUGGUGUGGUAGGUCACCUUGAUACAUGCGAUGGGAACACGAAUUACUGCCGAUGUCACGAAAGUGAGACAGUGGUUGUAGAGUUCAAGCAGUACAGCCGUGGGUCCCGUUGGAGAACGACAAUUGUCAAUAGGACAGAGCACCGGGAGGAGGGUACCGAGACCGAUGGAUUUUACGGAGGACUCCGGAAAAUUUGUGGUGAUGAAGAGAUCUCUGCAUGGAAAAGGCUAUGGCCAUCUCAAAUACUGGAAUAG
Messenger RNA from Striga hermonthica, 1203 nucleotides. The record is from the annotation of a GenBank genome assembly. NCBI's taxonomy places the organism in Eukaryota, Viridiplantae, Streptophyta, Magnoliopsida, Lamiales, Orobanchaceae.